This is a messenger RNA of Salvia hispanica, 2310 nucleotides long. Its product is annotated as protein S-acyltransferase 21-like. Gene Ontology annotation, cellular component: endoplasmic reticulum; Golgi apparatus. The record is from RefSeq and is a predicted model, not a curated record. Gene Ontology annotation, molecular function: protein-cysteine S-palmitoyltransferase activity. Lineage: Eukaryota; Viridiplantae; Streptophyta; Magnoliopsida; Lamiales; Lamiaceae. Gene Ontology annotation, biological process: peptidyl-L-cysteine S-palmitoylation; protein targeting to membrane.
CUUAAAGAUAGCUCAUUGAUCGAUAAAUCGAAAUGCAGAAGCCCUAGAGUUCUGAGAGAGAGAAAAAACUGAAUGGGUCGUGCCAAAUUGUGAUUUUUGCAUCUGGGUCAGCAUUAGAAGCUAUUGAGGGAUAUUGCAGUUUGUGGGUUCAGUUAUUUGCUCAAUUUUUUGGGAGGAAAUGUAUGGUUACUGUAGAUUAUGUCUCAUUUUUUCACCUCUGUUUUUGGACUCUGGCAUAGUUGAAGUUUGAUUUGUUAGAGUGUGAAUGGUAUUGAAUCUCACACUGUUUUUGAAUCUAUGGCGAGGCGUCAUGGGUGGCAACUCCCAGCUCACUCCUUUCAGGUUGUGGCAGUAACAGUUUUUUUCCUAUUAUCUGUUGCUUUCUAUGCGUUUUUUGCUCCUUUUUUGGGGAAGGAAAUCUAUGAGUACAUUGCUACAGGCAUCUAUUCUUUCCUGGCACUCUCUGUGUUUAUACUUUAUGUGCGAUGCACGGCUAUUGAUCCUGCUGAUCCUGGGAUUCUCAUUGAAGCAGACAAUGACAAGAUGUCGGCGCACACAUCACAUGUUGGCACAGAGUUGACUGGUACGUUGUCUGCAACUGAAGAGCCCGGUAAAUUUGUAGGGUUGAAGAAUGCAGGAACAUCAUAUGAACAUGAUUCACGUCGUUGUUUGAAUGUCGGAUGUUGCCUUUGCUAUUGUCUUGUGAAAGAGGAUUGUCGCAAGGAUGAAAUUAGUUUAGAGGAAGAAAAUGGCGAGGAGGAGGCUUUGUUCUGCACAUUGUGCAAUGCUGAGGUGAGGAAGUUCAGCAAACAUUGCAGAAGUUGUGACAAAUGUGUUGAUGGAUUCGAUCAUCACUGCCGGUGGCUGAAUAAUUGUGUGGGCAGGAAAAACUACAUAUCGUUUGUAUGCUUAAUGGCUGCAAGCCUUGCCUGGCUCGUAUUUGAAUGUGCAGUGGGGAUUGCCGUUCUUGUUCGCUGUUUUGUUGAUAGAAAAGCUACUGAGAACGCAAUCGUGGACAGGCUCGGAGAUGGAUUUUCUCGUCCUCCGUUUGCUACUGUGGUGACGCUAUGUACAGCUGUUUCCUUACUCGCGACCGUUCCUUUGGGAGAGUUAUUCUUUUUUCACAUCAUUCUUAUCCGAAAGGGUAUCACGACGUAUGAAUAUGUGGUUGCCAUGAGGACCCAAAGUGAACCCCCCGGACCUUCUGUAGAGGGAGGAGAUCAACAAAGUUUACCCUCUUCGCCAACCAGCUCUGCUGUGACCGCCAUUAGCGGGAGAAGUUCGGUUGGAAUGGGUCUGCAAUAUAAAGGUGCUUGGUGCACUCCACCGAGGAUAUUUAUGGAUCAUCAGGAUGAAAUUGUGCCUCACCUCGAGCCUGGUCGGCUGCCAUCAACGGUCGAUCCGGAUCACGUAGUUCAAGGCAAAAAAGCACCGCAGCGGCCCAUCAGAAUCAGCGCAUGGAAGCUGGCGAAACUGGACUCCCAUGAGGCGAUCAAAGCCGGUGCAAAGGCCCGAGCGUCGUCCUCCGUUCUACGCCCCAUCGGCUCCCGACCUAAUCCGUACGACGGCGACCACAUGUCAAGCACGACCAUGAGCAGCCCUACUAGCACGAGACAUGGAUACUACGACUCUCGAGCGGGCACGUCCCGACUAUCGCCGGCGAAGAGCUCGUACCCGCCUAGCCGAGCCAGCCGGGACGAUGUCGACACAUGCGCCCACAGCGUCAGCAACCUGAGCAGCCCUCUCGCCGCGAACCUCACGCCCUCACCGAUGGCAGGGCAGCACUCGUCGAACUUCAACCCGAUGUACCAGUCGUCCGCUGUGCAUUCGCCCUUGUCGGCAAGGGCCAGCGAGACCAAUGAGGCCCCUCGGAUCCCGGCGAGGAAGAACAACAGUAACAACAACGUGGGGCCCACAGACGGGGCAAAGUCGUCAGUGUACUGGGAUCCGGAGGCGGGAAGGUUUGUCUCGUCCGCCUCGAGGAGCGUUGGUGGCUCCUCUUCUGCGACGGAGCUCACGUAUUCGGGCCAGUCGAUAUUCUUUGGAGGGCCGCUUGUGAACGAGCAGCUGAACAGGAGCGGGCGCUCGACUGGGCCUCCGCAGCGGAGCUCGACGGCAAGCUAUUACCAGCAGGGGAGGUCGCAGCGUGGAGGGCAGCUUCCUGUGUUUGUACCGAGUGAUUCACAGCAGCAGCAAAACAAAUUUUCUUCUAAUUUAGAGUAGCAUUUUCAUUAAUGUUUCUGUUACUAAUUUGAGCAGUAGAAUUAGAUCGUUACAAUCUUCAAGUUAUCAUAAUUUCUUUCAAUGUCA